Messenger RNA from Amphibalanus amphitrite, 3106 nucleotides. Its product is annotated as GPI mannosyltransferase 4-like. Gene Ontology annotation, molecular function: alpha-1,2-mannosyltransferase activity. Gene Ontology annotation, biological process: GPI anchor biosynthetic process. Gene Ontology annotation, cellular component: endoplasmic reticulum membrane. NCBI's taxonomy places the organism in Eukaryota, Metazoa, Arthropoda, Thecostraca, Balanomorpha, Balanidae. The transcript has 3 exons. The record is from RefSeq and is a predicted model, not a curated record. Bases 277 to 2217 code for a protein of 646 amino acids.
AAUAUCUGCAAGAAAUUGCUUUUAAAUUAGUAGCAGCGUUCGCCAAAUCGAUACGGAAGGAAUGUGGCGCAGCUGCUUCGUUUCCAGCGCCCUCCGUGUUUUGGUGCUCGGGGACUGGGGUGUCCGUGUUUUGCGUUGCAAAGUUCAGUGAAUUUUUGAUAUUUAAGAAAAUAAAGUGCAUUUCAAGUGAGGAUAGGUUCCGGCCUGAGUUAAAUAUUAUCUUGUGGGAAACAAGUGGGAUUUCGGAUGCAUUUGUGACUGAGUAACAAGAUUGUCAUGAAGGCUAAACAGCCAACAUCAAAACCUCAAAAUGAAAAAGCCAAACUAAAUCAUUAUGGCUACAGCUCCAACUCUAAAAACAUGCUGAUGCUGGGUUUCGAUGAACUAAGCCCACUCUAUGUUUGCUUGGUUCUUCUGAGGUUCCUGCUCUGCAUUAUCCAGACUGGCUACAUUCACCCAGACGAGUUUUUCCAGUCCUUGGAGCCAGUGGCAGGCCAGUUUCUCGCUGUGAACGUGACGGUGCCGUGGGAGUUCUCCUCUCGGCUGCCGAUCCGCAGCUGGAGCUCGCUGCUGCUCAGCUCUGGACUGCCAGUGCUGCUGCUGCGGCCCGCCAGCGCCGAACUGCUGCUGGCUGCGCCCCGGCUCUGGAUGGCCCUGCUCUCGCUCUCCGUGGACGUGUGUGUGGCGGCCUGCGCGCGCCUGCUGGGCCGGCCGGCGCGCCGCUGUCUGGAGGCGCUGGCCGGCAGCCACGUGAUGCUCGUGUUCGCCACGCGCACCUUCUCCAACGCGCUGGAGCUGGCGCUGCUGGCUGCCCUGAUGCUGGUGACGAUGCGCAGCCUGGCGGCGUCGGGCCGCGCGGCCGAGGCCGAGGCGCGCCUGGAGCGCCGGCUGGCCGGCUCCCAGUACACGGUGCACCGGCUGCAGCUGGGCGAGGCGCGCGCCGCCGUGCGCCGCGCCGCCACCGCACACUGCGCCGCCGUCAGCGCGCUCCUCUGCGUCGGCGUGUUCGUGCGGCCCACGUUCGUGCUGUUCGCCGCCGCGCCGCUCCUCUACUGGCUGUUCCGCGGCGCCGGCGACGAGAAGGACAACCUGGUGCAGAUGCGGCUGGUGCGCGUCGUGCCGAUCUCGCUGGCCCUCGUCACGGCCAUUGUCAUCAUGGACUCGAUGCUGUACGGCUGGAUGUCGUUCGCCAACCUGAUCGAGGGCACCGUCACCCUGGACCACGUGGUGCUGACGCCUUUCAACUUCAUCGUCUACAACGUCAAGUCGGCCAACCUAGCCUCUCACGGCGACCACUGGUGUCUGACGCACACGCUGGUCAAUGUGCCGCUGCUGUUCGGUAGCCUGGGCGUCAUCGCGCUCGGCUCGUUCGUCCUGCACCUCAAGUCGUUCGCGCGCCACCUGCUCAACCUGGACCUGCACGUGACGACGUCGAGCGCGUUCCUGUCGGCCAGCUUCCUGUUGCCGCUGGUGCUGCUGUCGUGGUUCCCGCACCAGGAGCCGCGCUUCCUGCUGCCGCUGCUGGUGCCCGUGGUGCUGCUGUUCGCCGACCGGCUGGACGCCUCGCCGGGCCGCUGGCGCAACACGCGCCGCUUCCUGGUGCUGGCCUACUACUGCUGGAACGCCGCCUGCGUGCUGCUCUUCGGGUUCGUGCACCAGGGCGGCGUGACGCCGGCGCUGGCGGCGCUGCAGCGCGCCCUGCCGGCCGCCGGCGGCGCCACCGUCGUCUUCAGCCACACCUACAUGCCGCCGCAGUCGCUGCUGCUGCGCUCAGACGUGGAGCUGCACGACCUGGCCGGCCGGCCGCUGCCCGAGGUGGCGCGCCUGCUGACCGACGUGACCGGCGCCAGCCGCGGCCGGCCCGUGUACCUGGCGCUGCCGGCGCCGCUCGAGGACCGGCUGACGGCGCUCACCAGGAGCUCGCUGCGGCUGCGGUCGACCCGCCGCUUCUGGCCGCACCUCAGCGUGGAGGCGGCGCCGUCGUUGGGCCAGGUGGCGCACCAGUGCCGGCGCGACUCGGCGCCGCGCGCGCUGACCUGUCUGCUCGGCGGCGUCGGCCGGCAGCUGAACCUGGUGCUGUUCGAGGUCACUGCCGUGUCACCGGCACCCACCGCCGCGGCCCGGGACUCGACUCGCGCCGCGCGCACCAGGGCACCGGAGCUCCACGCGACGGAGGAGGACGAGGAGAUCGGGACCGUCGGGAUCGGCGCGGCCUAGCUCAGCUCGGUGGGUCGCCGCGCGGCUGGGGCGACUCAGAGUGGCCGGGGGGCUGAUCGGUCGCCUGAGGACAGGGCAGUGGCGCUGGAGCGACCUCAGUGCGGCUGGUGGUGUCUGCCGCCUGCUGCAGAGACCCCCAGCUGCAGCACGUCGGGCCGUCCGCUCGACGAGGGACGGGUGUGAUCCAGGCCCGUUUACUCACAGUGUCUUAUGCUGGGUGAGGCCGGCUAAUUAUUCACACAUUCCACCAGCCAUUCUUCUGAGCACGUCGAGCUGUAAAUGCUCUGCCGCUGUCCGGACCUGCGCCUGCUGAGCACUUCAUCACCUUCACUUUGGUCAGGUGGCCACACACAUCUGUCUACGGCCGUGUGGUCCCGGGUUGUGCUGGGGCCGCGGCGCUGCUCGCCUCGAACGGACCCUUCCCGCUGCUGCACAGUCAGCGCCUGUUUCGGAGUGCCGGGACCUCAGCGAACUGACGUUUACACCGGCUCUCGAAGGAGCCUUCACUCAAAAUUAUCAGUCGCCGCCGCUGCAGAAGCUAAAUGAUUUGCAGGUUCAGGUCAUGGGUGGUUCGCGGGUGCUGUAAAAUCAUCGCUUGUGUUAUUCUGUUAGUUUUUAGAAAAAUGCUGUGAGGCAUCGAGUUGCGUUGCUUUUGUGCAUACCAGCCACGGCAUAGCGCUUUGUCCAGAUCUCAAAGAUUACACAUGUUUUGCUUUUGUAUCGUGAUAGCACAUUCUAGUCAAGCUGUUUCCGUCUAAUUGAGCUUUGUGCUUCACCGCACGACACAAUAAGCCCUAGGCUAUUACAAUUAUUUGUCGUCUUCAAGUCAUUGGCUGAAGUGAUUCAAUGCAUUUUACGAUUAAUAUAUUUCGAGUGUUCUAAUUGCUGU